GAGCGCAGCACACAGCGGUCACUCCGAGCCGUACGGGAUACGCAGAGCCAUGGGAGUCUUCCUCAUCCUGAGUUCCUUCCUCUCCGUCCUCCUCAUCCUCCUCUUUGUCAACUCCUUCUGGAAGCAGCAAAAAAGAUCCCGCUCCCUGCCCCCGGGGCCGCCCCCGCUGCCCCUGCUGGGGAACCCCAUUUAUGUGACGAGGGCUGCGGCCUGCAAAUACUACCCCGAGCUCAGUAAGAAAUAUGGCCCCGUUUUCACCAUUUGGAAGAUGACGGAGCCCAUUGUGGUUCUCUGUGGUUACGAGGUGGUGAAGGACGCCCUUGUGAAUCACAGCGAGGAAUUCAGCGGCCGCCCAGUGCGACCAACAGUAGAGCAUUACACCAAAGGAUACAGUUUUAUGAGUGGGAGUGGGUACUGGCGCCCAUUCAGACGCUUCCUUCUGACCUCACUGAGGAAUUUCGGGAUGGGGAAGAGGAUAAUGGAGGAGAUAGUCCAGGAGGAGGCUGAGCAGCUGAUCUCUGCAAUGUCUUUAACUAAAGGAAAAGCCUUCAACUCCAUCGGACUCCUCGGAUCUGCAGUAAAUAACAUUGUGAGCUCGAUCCUGUUUGGGGAGAGGUUUGAAUACCACGACCGGAGACUAAAGGAACUUAUACUGGCUGCAAGAAGACAUGCUAAUAGCGUGCUGUCCCUAUUUCAUCAGGUCUGUAACUCGUUUCCAAUUCUGAUGAAGCUUCCGGUCAUCAGGAAGAAGUUAUACAAAGACACGUUCGACAUACUUGACUUUGUCAGAAAAGAAAUUAAUCACCACCGGGAAAAAGUGGACCUGACGGCCCCCAGGGAUCUAAUCGAUAGCUUCCUUGCAAAAAUAAAAGAGGAAGAAGGAAACCCCAAGACCCCCUUCAAUGAGACCAGCAUCCUAACAUUGUCUGGUAGCCUCUUUGCAGCUGCUACCGAGACCACGUCCAGUACCUUGAAGUUCUGCCUAUCUCUUAUGACCCAUUAUCCCGAUAUCCAAGAAAAGGUCCAGAGAGAGAUUGAUGAGGUCAUCGGUCCCCAGCGUCUUCCUGGGAUCAUGGAUAGAGCCCAGCUGCCGUACACCAACGCCGUGAUCCACGAGUGUCAGCGGGUGCUGGAUCUGGCACCAAUUGGUCUUUACCGCGCAACCACAACAGACACUCAGUUUAGAGGGUUCACCCUCCCCAAGGGGACCACAAUCAUCCCGUUCCUCUCGUCAGUGCUGUCUGAUCCCACCCAGUGGGAGACCCCUGAGGAUUUCAACCCAGGGCAAUUCCUGGAUAGCAAGGGGCAGUUCCAGGCAAAUCCGGCUUUCAUGGCGUUCUCUGCAGGGAAGCGCGCAUGUCUCGGGGAGCCCUUGGCUCGGCUGGAGCUCUUCCUUUUCUUCACUACUCUGCUCCAGAGAUUCACCUUCCGCCUGCCCCCGGGUUCUGAGACCCAAGACUGGAAAUCUCUGAAAAGCCAAAAAGCAGCGCUCAUUGGGACCUCCGAGUUCUGUGCCGUCCCUCGCUCGGUGGUCUCGAAAUGACCUCGUCCACCAGAGACCGCCGUCACCCAAAGAUCUCAGCCAGAUAAUUACAAAGGCUGGAUAAGCUUAAUGGGAGUUAUAAUCCAUGGGAGAAGGCAUCCUCUGAUACUCUUGCCGUUUUGGAAUACAAAUGACAUUUUACCCAGCUGACCUCUGGGUGUGGAUGAUAGAAGUUGUAGUCCAAAGCAGCUGAUGUAGCCAGGACUGGUCUCUUUUCCCUCAUCUGGCUCUAAUUACCAGAAUAUGGACCCUAGCCCUGCAUCAAACAUACGAUCCCAAAAUAAUAACAAUGAAAUAACAGUAAAAUGCUACAAUCUGCAGUA
Messenger RNA from Spea bombifrons (plains spadefoot toad), 1866 nucleotides. RefSeq names its product cytochrome P450 2C8-like. Gene Ontology annotation, biological process: xenobiotic metabolic process. The record is from RefSeq and is a predicted model, not a curated record. Gene Ontology annotation, cellular component: intracellular membrane-bounded organelle; cytoplasm. Bases 50 to 1543 code for a protein of 497 amino acids. Lineage: Eukaryota; Metazoa; Chordata; Amphibia; Anura; Pelobatidae. Gene Ontology annotation, molecular function: heme binding; iron ion binding; oxidoreductase activity, acting on paired donors, with incorporation or reduction of molecular oxygen, reduced flavin or flavoprotein as one donor, and incorporation of one atom of oxygen. The transcript has 10 exons.